AUAGCAAACCAGUUAGUUAUUCAAACUUGGCAAUGAAUUCACAGGGGGACGUUGCCUCUUAAAACACGCACUUCUUUUCUAGCAUUAAGGUCGACUAUAGAUUGGUUGCGCAGCAACACCCAUGACUUUUUAAGCAUGAGUCAACUCACGUCGCCGGUAGACGGGCCCGCCUGUAGUUAACUUGUGUAAAGCGGCAAAGUGAAUAGUAAGUAGUACGCGACGAACGUCUCCAACCCGUUCUAGGACCAUAUGGCGUGUUCUAUUUCGAUUUUGUUUUGACGAUAAUUUUUUUCUCGUCGUGUACUUAUCAAUAUAUUCAAAUAUUCCAUUCAUUAUUUUAUUUAAUGUAAUAAUGUUUAACAGUGACGCUUCAACGUUUAAUUAGACGAAUAAUUUAACCUUAUUUUAAUAUUAGGUGACGUUUGAAUGUAGUAAUAUAGUUUAACAUUAUUGAUUGGCCACUUUUUAUCAGCACAUUGCGGUGGUGAAACAUUAAUAUAGUUUUUAUCAGCUUAUGGCGGUUUCAUGGUGUACCGAGAUGCACGUGGUGUUUCCCGCGGCGAUUUUAUCCGCAGUAUGAUGCAAUGUUUGCGUGAACAAGACUCAGAAUUUUGGUAAAUAGACAAUAAUUGUGAUAAAUAGUUAUACCAUGUGUCUAAAGUUUUGUGCCGCGUAAUAUAGGGUGUUCUUUUUUCAAUUUAGUGAUUUACUGAACAUUUAUAAUGGCGAAAGUAUCAGCCGCUGAAGGACUAGCGCCAAAAACAAUGGACGUAGGCUCGGAAUGUGGUGAAAAUGACAAGGACUCCUCCGAGUGUGUUCGGUUAAAGAAGGAGUUGAGUUUAAUGAAUGGUGUAGCGAUUAUCGUCGGUGUGAUAGUAGGGUCCGGCAUCUUCGUGUCACCCACACUGCUCCUCAAGCACUCCGGCUCAAAGGGUAUGGCUCUCAUUGUAUGGGUCCUCUCCGGAUUCCUUUCAAUGGUUGGUGCCCUAUGUUAUGCAGAAUUAGGUACUAUGAUCCCCAAAUCGGGCGGAGAUUAUGCAUACAUCGGCGAGGCUUUCGGUGCUCUUCCUUCAUUCCUGUAUCUAUGGGUUGCGCUGUUCAUUUUAGUGCCAACCGGGAAUGCCAUCACAGCACUCACCUUCGCACAAAACAUUCUCAAGCCGCUGUGGCCUGCGUGUAAACCUCCUGAAGAUGCCGUCAGCCUCAUCGCAGCAUUGAUUACCUGCUUCCUCACCGUUAUUAAUUGCUACAAUGUAAAAUGGGUGACGCGAGUGCAGGAUUCAUUCACGGCUGCCAAAGUACUAGCUCUGCUCGUUACGUUUAUCGCUAGUCUGUGGUACUUAUUCUCCGGUCACACCGAGAACCUUGAGUCCAUGAUGCAAGGUACCAAGACUGAUCCUGGGGAUUUGGCGAUUGCCUUCUACACUGGGCUGUUCUCUUACUCCGGAUGGAAUUACCUCAAUUUCGUAACUGAAGAAUUGAAAGAACCUUACAAGAACCUGCCACGAGCAAUCUGCAUAUCAAUGCCAGUGGUGACCAUGGUGUACACAUUCACCAACGUAGCAUUCUUCGCAGUAUUAAGCAAUGAUGAGAUCCUUGCCUCCGAAGCAGUUGCUGUUACCUUCAGUGAAAAGAUACUUGGAGUGGUGGCAUGGAUCAUGCCUCUAUUUGUAGCGCUCUGCACAUUGGGCUCUUUAAAUGGGGCUAUUUACGCAUCAUCUCGGUUGUUCUUCGUGGGCGCGAGAAAUGGCCACCUUCCUUUGGCUAUAUCGUUGAUAGACAUAAAAAGAUUGACACCAGUUCCUUCAUUAGUAUUUAUGUGUAUAGUGACCCUCACGCUUCUGAUGUCCAACAACGUGGAAUCUCUGAUAGUGUACGUGACAGCUGUCGAAGCCCUAUUCACGCUGAGCUCUGUGGCUGGACUCCUCUGGAUGCGGUACUCUCGCCCGCAUAUGCGGAGGCCUAUCCGUGUGAACUUAAUUCUGCCGAUAGCAUUCCUCGUUAUAUGCGCAUUUCUCGUCGUGUGCUCAUGCUUUACGAAUCCAACAGAAGUUGGUGUUGGUAUAGCACUAAUAGCACUGGGCGUACCGGUGUAUUGCAUUUUUAUAAGAUGGCAAGCCAAACCCGAAUGGUUGCAGUUAGCGUGCGAUUCAUUCAACAUCGCAUGCUCUAAAAUGUUCCUUUGUCUUCCAGAAGACUCAAAAGAAUUAUGAUCUUUAAAAUAAUAAAUAAAGUGCCUCUAUAUUAGAUUUUAAGUGUGAUUUUGUAUUUUCGCGUGUAGGUAAUUUGUAUUAUAUAUAUAUGCAAUUGUUUUGUUAUUUAUUAAAAAGGCUAGCCCAUUUUUAUAGUUUAUAAUAAAUAAAAUAUCUAUGCUUUAAAUUAGUCAUUGACAGUAAUGAUUCCUAUGCAUCAUAUCAAUAAGUUUGUGAUAUUGAAGUAUGAAAUUUAAAAUUUGAAUAAAUUUCGUCUUCAGAUCGUG
This is a messenger RNA of Galleria mellonella (greater wax moth), 2479 nucleotides long. It is a transcript of the gene mnd, whose product is annotated as large neutral amino acids transporter small subunit 1. Gene Ontology annotation, biological process: amino acid transmembrane transport. Gene Ontology annotation, cellular component: membrane. Gene Ontology annotation, molecular function: L-amino acid transmembrane transporter activity. The record is from RefSeq and is a predicted model, not a curated record. NCBI's taxonomy places the organism in Eukaryota, Metazoa, Arthropoda, Insecta, Lepidoptera, Pyralidae.